GGUGUUUCAAGUCUUGCUAUUUAUACAUGUUCCCAUAACUCUAUCAUCACAUCAAAACGCAAUAUUGAACUAUCAAACACUAACAAACAUGGCACGCUUUGACACUAUUGCUACCACUAUACCACUCAAAGCCAUAAUGUUUAUGGCAUUGAUAUUCCUUACAGUCACUUCCACAACUUCAAGCCGAAUCCUCAAUGAACUAGAAACACCAGAAGAACCAGCUGGUGAUUUUGCAGAGUCCCCUGUUUCUUCCAUUCUCCCUCCACUCGGUGCCCCGGCAGUCGCAGCCACAACCAGUGAUAUUCCCGAGCAGCACCACACACUGUCAUUUUUCAUGCAUGACAUUCUCGGCGGCUCCAAUCCAACAGCAAGAGCAGUGACCGGAGUCGUAACAAAUCCCGCCCUCAAUGCUCAAGUCGCAUUCGCAAAGCCCAACGGUGCAAACAUUCCUCUAAACAACGGCAUUUCCCAAAACAAUAACAACAACGGAGUUUUAAACAACAACAACCUUCCUUUCCUAACCGGACUGAGCGGAAACACAGGGAGCGUGUUCAAUAACAAUAACGGGAACAAUGGAAAUGGUUUCCCGUUGACGAAUAUGAAUCAAGUACCACAAGGAACGACAGUGCAAAAGCUGAUGUUUGGUACAAUGACAGUAUUUGAUGAUGAAAUAACAGAAGGGGAAGAGUUGGGAUCAGGAGGAUUUUAUAUAGCAAGUUCAGUGGAUGGAAUAAGUCAAGUAAUGGGUUUCACUGCAAAGUUUGAAGAGAAUGGUUAUGCAGAUAGUUUGAGUUUCUUUGGAGUACACAGAACACAAGUGUCACAAUCACAAAUUGCCAUCAUUGGAGGAACAGGAAAGUAUGUGAAUGCAAAAGGGUUUGCUAUUAUUAAGACAUUUCCUGUUACCGGUCAGCAACACAACACUGAUGGACUUGAAACUCUCUUGCACCUUACUGCAUAUCUUGCCUAUUAACUUAUCAUGUCUUUUAUUUAUAUAUUAUCAUUGAAUUUGAAUGAAUGAACGAACUUAUGUUUUACAGUCAAAACAAUAUUGGUGUUUCGUGUAAUGUUAUGCUGUUUUGUGCUAGAUUUAGACAGAGAAGAAAUAGAGUAUGCUUGGAUAUUUUAAAGAGUGAAUAUGCAAAUUUGUUCUUCAAAUCGUAAGAGUUGGUCUCAUUACUCCUUGAAUUUUGUAAAUUGAUAAAUAUAUUAUUGAAGUUAUGAAAUAUCAAUCAAAAUGGUUCAUUGGUAAA
Cicer arietinum (chickpea) is the source of this 1253-nucleotide messenger RNA. Its product is annotated as dirigent protein 25-like. NCBI's taxonomy places the organism in Eukaryota, Viridiplantae, Streptophyta, Magnoliopsida, Fabales, Fabaceae. The record is from RefSeq and is a predicted model, not a curated record.